Messenger RNA from Suillus bovinus, 603 nucleotides. RefSeq lists its product as uncharacterized. Bases 1 to 603 code for a protein of 200 amino acids. NCBI's taxonomy places the organism in Eukaryota, Fungi, Basidiomycota, Agaricomycetes, Boletales, Suillaceae. The record is from RefSeq and is a predicted model, not a curated record. The transcript is spliced from 2 exons.
AUGGCUCUGUUCUUCCCUGAGCCCCUAAAAUUUCCUGAUGUCCUUGCAACCAUUCCCUCAUCCAGCCAGUCACCAACCCCCUCAUCCUCUGCUCUCCUUGUGGAUCCUGGCUUGUUGACAUGGCCACCUGCUUUGAACAAAAAGAAGUUGUGCAAGAAAGGUUCAGCAUGUCUUGGUUCAUUCUAUUGCAAACCUCAUGCUUUGUGCUGCAUCUGUGGGAUGUGUCUCAAGCACUGUGUGGAAAUUUUAGGUGGAUGUACCUUCCACCAGGCGAAGAGCAAUAACUGUGAGCCCACAGAUGAGGAAGAGCAACCCAAGCCUGAAUAUCCUUGGACUGACUAUGAGCUCCCUGUUGACAACAAGGGUUUUGGAUAUGAGGAGCUCCGACAAGCUCUCCAGGUCUUGCUCGCUGAACAAGGUCUUGAAGUACCAUUAAUUCCACCUCCAGGCCUUUCUUCAAUCCACAAGCUUUUGAAAUCUGUUCCUGGCCCUACCCCAUCCAAGUCACUUGCUCUUGUCCCUUCUCAGCUGUCUGACAAUCCUACUCCAGUGUCUCAGCAUAUGCACAGUAUACCUCCCGCAAGUCUUAGCAAGCCUUCAUAG